GUUUGUCUACUGCUGACCCCAGCAGUACCCUUCCACUAGCUCCACCACCCAGCGAAGCAGCUCCUUGCCAGUCCCGUCUGCCAGCAGCCGAUUCAGGUUUCCAGUAAGCGUUUCCUGCAUAUCCACACUGCCGUAUCGCUGCUGUUAGUGGACCAACUCGCGGUUUCGUUCUCGACCGACGUCCCGAUUGCCUCGCGUUCUCUACCGCGUCUUUUCUAGAGUAGUUUCACGACGCUCUAGCAGCAGUACCCUUCUCCCCCGCAUUGACACGCCAUGGCGAAACGAGAGCUGUCGGGCCGCCUGCAGCAAAUGAAGUUCAUGCAACGAGGCAAGCCCAAGGAGUCUCCAGCCACGUCCGCGGGCCCUGGAGCAACGACAGGAGCAUCGGGAUCAGCAGCAUUCAGAGGAAACGUCCAGACGCACGCGGCGGCCGCGGCUGCUAACAAGGCCGCGGAGGAGGAGCGGUGGUUUGCCCCUGCUGCCGCCGCUGCUGCUGCUGUUUCAAGGGGGCGCACGGGGACAGGCGGAGGGCAGCGAGUAACAUGUCGAGUGGUGGUGGAGGGUCAGCCGGACCCAGGGCGGCGCAUGGGGCGCAUGUCCUUCGGCAACUUCAAUAAGGACGUGGAGAACAUGGAAGAGGAAGGGCAGGGAGCAGCAGGAAACGAGGCACACGAGAGGUCACAAUCGGCAGCAGCUGCAGCAGCCGUUGCCAGGGCGAUGGACACAGGAGGAGCAAGACCCGCCAAGUCGAAGCCACUGAAGCUGCUUACCGGCGGCAGUGAAAUUGGCGGGGGUGGCAGUGGAAACAAGCGGCCUCGUGCCGCUGCUGCGGCGGCCGCAGCAGCAGGUUUUGAUGGUAGUGGUGGUAACGUCGGCAGUGGUGGCGUGAGUAUAAGCGCAGGAUCGGGUGGGGGGGGGGAUGCGACUGGUUUCUCGACUCCCCCUGUGGUUCUGAGCAGCGUAGCAGCCAAGGAGGAGAAGAGCCAUGUGAAAGAGGGGUGGAGGAAACGCAAGCCCACAGGAAACAGCUGAGAGGGGACGUGUUGAGUCUAUUUGUGAGGCGCCUCAAAAACUAGGCUUUUACUAUCGCGAGGGGAGAAGGUAAUGGAGUCCCUCAGGAAGCAUCUGCAUGAGGGAGGGUGAUGAAAAGGCACCAGUCGAGACCGUUACGGGUGGUGCAACGACACGGGUGGUGGAUUAGAGAAACUACUAACCAUCAAGGGUUAUUGGAGCACCCGGUCCGGUGCAGUGCUGCUGCUGCCCUUCGAUACCUGUAGAUGUUAUUGGGCUGAGAAAAAGCCCUUAGGAUCUUUUUGCAGAGACUAAGUCCCAGCUGUAGAGACUUUGAGACUUUGAAUAGUGCAGCGGAAGUUGAGGUAGUUGAACCCUUGUACUAGUAUGUGAGAACAAGUGAUUGA
Closterium sp. NIES-67 is the source of this 1418-nucleotide messenger RNA. NCBI's taxonomy places the organism in Eukaryota, Viridiplantae, Streptophyta, Zygnematophyceae, Desmidiales, Closteriaceae. The record is from the annotation of a GenBank genome assembly.